UAACACCAUCCUAGACAGAGCAGCGAGUGCCUCCAAUAUGGCGGAGCGGCCCUGCCGUGAGGUCACCGGAACCGGAAGUAGCUGGGGCUGCGCGUGCGCUGUCACUCAACCCUCCCAUGGCUGCAAAUAUCGGAUCCUGAGCGCAGCCCGGUCCGAGUCACAGAGCCCGGCGGCAACACGGUAAUUAAUAUUAUAAUAUAUAAUGAUUAAUAUAAUGUAAUAAUAUAAUAACACGGUAAUUAAUAUUAUAAUAAAAUAAUAUAUAAUGUAUAGUAUAAUAAUAUAUAAUGUAUAGUAUAAUAAUAUAUAAUAUAUAAUGUAAUAACACGGUAAUAUAUAAUAUAUAGUAUAAUAAUAUAUAAUGUAUAGUAUAAUAAUAUAUAAUAUAUAAUGUAAUAACACGGUAAUAUAUAAUAUAUAGUAUAAUAAUAUAUAAUGUAAUAACACGGUAAUAUCACGGUAUUAAUAUAAUGUAAUAGAAUAUAUAAUAUAAUGUAAUAUAUAAUGUAUAAUAUAAUAACACGGUAAUUAAUAUUAUUAUAUAAUAUAUAGUGUAUAAUAUAAUAUAAUGAUUAAUAUAAUAUAUAAUGUAAUAAUAUAAUAACACGGUAAUUAAUAUAAUAGAUAAUGUAAUAUAAUAAUAAUAAUAUAUAAUAUAAUAACACGGUAAUUAAUAAUAUAAUAUAUAUAAUAUAUAGUGUAAUAUAAUAUAUAAUGAUUAAUAUAAUAAUAAUAUAAUAUAUAAUAUAGUGUAAUAUAAUGUAUAAUGAUUAAUAUAAUAAUAUAUAAUAACACGGUAAUUAAUAUAAUAUAUAUAUAAUAUAUAAUGUAUAGUAUAAUGUAAUAAUAUAAUAUCACGGUAUUAAUAAUAUGUAUAUAAUAUAAUGAUAUAUAAUGUAAUAACACGGUAUUAAUAAUAUAUAUAGUGUAUAAUGUAAUGUAAUAACACGGUAUUAAUAAUAUAUAGUGUAUAAUGUAAUAUAAUAACACGGUAUUAAUAAUAUUUAAUAGAAUAUAAUAUAUAAUGUAAUAUAAAGUAUAAUAUAAUGUAAUAUAAUGAUAUAAUAUCACGGUAUUAAUAUAUAUAGUGUAUAAUGUAAUAUAAUAAUGUAAUAACACGGUAUUAAUAAUAUUAUAUAAUGUAAUAUCAUAUAAUAUAAUAACACGGUAUUAAUAAUAUAUAGUGUAUAAUAUAUAAUAUAAUGUAAUAUAUAAUGUAUAAUAUAAUAUAAUAACACGGUAUUAAUAAUAUAAUAUAAUAAUAUAUAAUGUAUAAUAUAAUAACACUGUAUUAAUAUAAUGUAUAGUGUAUAAUGUAAUAUAAUAACACGGUAUUAAUAAUAUAUAUAGUAAUAACACGGUAUUAAUAAUAUGUAUAUAAUAGUGUAUAAUGUAAUAUAAUAAUAUCACGGUAUUAAUAUUAUAUAAUGUAAUAUCAUAUAAUAAUAUAUAAUGUACUAACACGGUAUUAAUAUUAUAUAUAGUGUAUAAUGUAAUAUAUAGUAUAAUUUAAUGAUAUAUAAUGUAAUAACACGGUAUUAAUAUAAUGUAAUGUAAUAUAUAAUGUAAUAUCACGGUAUUAAUAUAUAUAGUGUAUAAUGUAAUAUAUAAUAUGGUAUUAAUAAUAUCAUAUAAUAUAUAAUGUAAUAUAAUGAUUAAUAUAAUGUAAUGUAAUAUAAUAUAUAAUGUAUAGUAUAAUAUAUAAUAUAAUGAUAUAUAAUGUAUAGUAUAAUAUAAUGUAAUAACACGGUAUUAAUAUUAUAUAAUAUAAUAUAUGAUGUAUAAUUAAUAUCACGGUAUUAAUAUAUAAUAUAUAAUAUAAUGUAAUAUAAUAUACUGACUGACUGAUAAAUAUAAAAUAUAAUGUAAUAUAUAUAUAUAUACUGACUGAUAAAUAUAAUAUAAAUGUAACUUAGUUAUUUAAAGGAAUAAAUGCUAAUGUCAUAUAUUUAGUUACUGUCUGGAGUUUCUACAUGCUGCUACCAAUUCUGUUUUUCUAAUUUUCACAUGACUGAUUGGGUUAAUAAUCCUUACAUUCUGCUUUUCCUGAGGAUAAUUGCCCUGAAGGUGGAAUUAAUAGUAUACUUACUAAGGUUAAAGGGACACUCCAGUGCCAGGAAAACACCCCCCAUCCCAGAUUGCUGAAGGGGUUAAAACCCCUUCAGUGACAUACCUGCAUCCAGCGUCGAUGUCCCUCGGUGCUGGUUCAGGGUCUGCCCACGCUGCUCUCCCACCGACGUCAUCUGGCGGUGGAGACCGAUUGGGAAUGUGUGGCUGCCGGCGGGGUGAGACCUAAUGCGCAUGCGCGCCAGACCUCCCCAUAGGAAAGCAUUUUCAAUGCUUUCCUAUGCGGAUUUUAGCGACGCUGGAGGUCCUGGAAGUGUCCUCUAGUGGCUGUCUAGUAGACAGCCACUAGAGGAGGAGUUAACCCUGCAAGGUAAUUAUUGCAGUUUAUGAAAACUGCAAUAAUUACAGUUGCAGGGUUAAGGGUAGUGAGAGUUGGCACCCAGACUACUCCAAUGGGCAGAAGUGGUCUGGGUGCCUGGAGUGUCCUUUUUAAGUGAUUUAAGGGCGUGACCAGUGCCAGAAAAGCUGACCAGUGCCAAAAAAGAAAGAAAAAGAGAAUUUUUUUUUUUUUUUUAUUUGGAAACUGGAUGUUUCACUAAUACUGAUCCAGAGAGAUACCUGUGGAUAGUGGCUAUUGAAUUAACUGAAGAUUUCGUCUAAGGCAAAGGAAAGGUUUUUUUACUGUAAGAACAAUCAGGAUGUGGAAUUCUCUGCCUGAGGAAGUGGUUUUAUCAGAGUCCAUACAGAUGUUCAAAUGGCUACUAGAUGCAUACUUGCAAGAACAGAAUAUUCAAGGAUAUAAUCUUUCAAUGUAGGGUAAUAACUGCUUGAUCCAAGGAUAAAUCUGACUGCCAUUCUGGGGUCAAGAAGGAAUUUUUUUCCUAGCUUGUUGCAAAAUUGUGCUUCAAACUGGGGUUUUUUGCCUUCUUUUGGAUCAACAGCAAAUAACAAAUGUGAGGUAGGCUGAACUUGAUGGACGCAAGUCUCUUUUCAGCUAUGUAACUAUGUAACUACUAUGUAACUAUGAAAUAGAUGGCAAAAGUGAAGGAGGACUGUGUAAAGGGGAAGGAAGACGAAAUCUAUAAAACACAUUGCAGUGGAACGCAAGUACAAACGAUAUAUACAUGUGCAAUAGUGAAUUAAAGGACCACUAUAGUGCCAGGAAAACACUAUAGUCCCCCUCCCGCCCGGCUCUGGAAGGGGGAAAGGGGUUUAAACUUACCUUUUUCCAUCGCUGGACGGAGAGCUCUCCUCCUCCGAUCCUCCUCUUCUCCUCCCCGUCGGCUGAAUGCGCACGCGCGGCAAGAGCUGCACGCGCAUUCAGCCGGUCACAUAGGAAAGCAUUUACAAUGCUUUCCUAUGGACGCUGGCGUGCUCUCACUGUGAAAAUCACAGUGAGAAGCACACAAUCGCCUCUAGUGGCUGUCAAUGAGACAGCCGCUAGAGGGAAUGGGAAAAGGCUUAACCCAUUAAUAAACAUAGCAGUUUCUCUGAAACUGCUAUGUUUAUGAAAAAAUGGGUUAACCCUAGCUGGACCAGGCACCCAGACCACUUCAUUAAGCUGAAGUGGUCUGGGUGCCUAGAGUGGUCCUUUAUGGAACAAUUUUCACUCUUUGCUGUCUGUAAAGCGGAUAAACUGCUAUAUGGGACUGUGGGAAUAUAUUAAUUGGAAAAACAGCAUGGCAAUGGAAUGCAAGUACUAAUGAUAUAUAAAGGCAAUAAUGAAUUAUUUAUAAUCUUCAUUUGCUGCUGGUACUUGAAAGUUUGAAAGCUUAUUAUGCUGUUGUGAAUAGAAUCCUUGUUGAAUUACUGCAAUUGGAAUUUAUAAUCCCAUUUAAAGGGGAAAAUAAAUGCUACUGCCAUAUAUCUUGCUGCUAUCUGGAUUUCUUAUAUGCUGCUAUCAUUUUUUCAAUUUUCACAUGCUGAUUGGCUUUCUAAGCCUUACAUCUUAUUUUUCCCGAGGAUAAAUGCCCUGAAGGUGGAAUUAAUAGUUUAUCUAUCAAGCUUAAGUGGUUAAGGGCUUGACCUUUUUAAAAAAAAAAAAAAAAAAGUUGGGACUUAUGAUACUAUUUAUAAAAUUUGCAUUUUAUUAAACUGCCUCAGAGAGUUAUCUGCGGAUAGUGGCUAUUAGGCCAGAGUUGUUGGAUAUCAAAAUUAAGAGGAAAAGGAAAGGGGAAACCUUGUUGUGUGUGUUGUUUUCUCCCUCCUCCCCACCUCUUGUCCCCCCCCUCCCCUCUUGUCCCCCCUCCCCUCUUGUCCCCCUCCCUCUUGUCCCCCCUCCCCUCUUGUCCCUCCUCCCCUCUUGUUCCCCAACGAGGAUAAGGCUCAGCCUUUAGCACAGAAAAACAAGGAGAAAGAAUGUAUUGAAAGCUCCUUUAAGGAUUCACAAUUGAUUGGGAAAGAAUAUUUAAAUGCAUGUCUGCAAACGCAAUUAGAAAAUAUAAAGAAGGAAAUGCACCUAAUGAUUGAUGAUUUUAAGAAAGAAGAUGAUGAUGCUCAGGGAGGUCCUGUGAAAGCUUCUGCAGUAGGGGGAACCAAGGGCACCUGGGCCAAUAAAAGGAAUAACUGCCAGAAUGGUGACUCGCUCAUCAACAGAGGAAAAAUAAGAGGAGUUGGAGGAAACUCAUAUCCCAGCUGGAAUUUCCACGCACAAAAAAAGAGCAUCCUGGUCCUCCGCCAAAGGGUCGAAGUAACGUGAGAAGACCCUUUCCACUUUGCGAUUUCUGGCAGUUGCCAUCAGGUGUAAUUGAGGAAGGCCUCACUUCUGGACUAUGCAUUUGAAUGCAAGAGGAAAUAGGGCCCAUUCUGUUGGAUCCUCUGCUUAAGUAGUCUGCUGUUGAUUGUUCUUGCCCGGAAAGUAAAUUGCUGUGAUUCCAAGAACAAAAAUCGAUCUAAAAUAAAUAAAAGGAGCACAAAGAGAGGAGUGAAAAAAAGGAUACUAAAACAGAAAAGAGACUUUCAAAUUAUUUUGCACCUCAAAUGGAUAAAUCUUCGACAGAAAUGCCUAUAAAGGAAAUCAGUUCCAUACAUGGGGAGAAAAAAGCAGGUCAUAUAGAAACAUCACAACUAGAAAAUCCACAAGUUACGCCAGAGCUCCUAAAAUAUUGUUUAGACCAGCAAUUUCAAGCAAUAAAACUAGAAAUUUUCAAUAAUAAUGCGGAUCUUAAAAGGGACAUCAAAGAGAUUGGCCAAAUGAUUAAGUUAGUUGAAGAAAAAUUAGAUCACACAGAUCUCAUAAUUAAAAAUCAACAAGAACAAGAAAAACUACAACAGAAGAUACAAGAUCUAGAAAGGAAAAUAAAUACACUAGAAGACAGAUCAAGGCAAAACAAUUUGAGAUUAAGGAAUAUACCAGAAAAUAUUACCCAAGACAAACUUAAGGACUUUUUAAAAUCUUAUUUUUCAGAGUUGGGUAUCGAGAUAGACGAGAAAUACAAAUUUCUAGAAAGAUGCCACAGAAUCCCCAAACCAACUAAUCUGAAUAUGGAAACACCAAGAGAUGUUCUGAUAUGCUGUAAUUCCUACAUAUUUAAGGAAGAAUUGAGAAAGGCAUCAAAGCAAGGAAGUAAGAAAGAGGAGUACCUGAAUAUCAAGGUUUUCCCAGAUCUAUCUUAUGAAACAAGGAAGAAAAGACGGAUAUUCGCUCCAGUGACUGAGAUUGUAAGAGAAUAAUGUUAAGUAUUUUUGGGGUUUCCCAGCGAGACUUCUAAUAAUUCAUGAAGCUAAAACUUUAUCUUUUGAUAAUCUUGACUCUGCUAAGAGUUGGCUACGAGGGGUCUAUAAAUAAUAAGGGUCAUCAAGGGAGGAGAGGUUAAUAGGUUACACCAAUAAGUGAAUGUUGUUAACGGGGAGAAUUUUUUUUUUUUUUUCUUCAAAAUAUAUAAAAUUUUGUAAUAAUAGGAAAUAUGCACAUAUAAGUUUUCUAAGAUAACAAAAAGGGGGAAAAUUCCUUAUUAUAAUAUAAGAAGUUCACAAAAGAUGAAGUAGGCACAAAUUAAGAUUGUUUGGGAAUAAGUAUAUCUCUAGACUCCUGUUUAACUAUCAAAUAAAGAUAUAGCAUAAAUAUUUGAAACACUUACACUAUAAAAUUAGAUUAUUUUUUUUUUCUCCAAAGAAAUAUGAAAUAUUAACAAGUGUGGUCACAGGGAUUGAUUUAUCUCUGAUUUAUAAAAAUUAUAUAAAAUUUUGUAAUAUGUAAAUGCACAUAAAAGAGAACACAAAAAUAAGUUUACCAAAAUAACAAAAAGGGGGAAAAUUCCUUAUUAUAGUAUAAGAAGUUCACAAAAGAUGAAGUAGGCACAAAUUAAGACUGGGAAUAAGUAUAUCUCUAGACACAUGUUUAACUAUAAGAUAUAGCACAAGUAUUUAAAAUGUGUACACUAUAAAAUAUAUAUAUAUAUGAGAUAACUGUAUGUAAUUAAGGUGGAAUUGGCGUAAGAAAUAGAAAAUAGAAAGGUUAAAGGUAUGAUCUACCUCGUGUAUUAAAAUAUGGUUACUCACUCCCAGGUUUCUUUAUAGACCACUGUAGUUGAAGGCAGAUAUUGCUAAUCCACAAGUUUUAUUUGGCUGGUUGUUACCCCCAAAUAACUCCAUAUUAUUCUGGAGUUUGGUUCACAUACCCUGGGUUUUGGGGUGUGUUUUUUGAUCUUCACUCAUGGGGAGUGGAGAUGGAUUUUUUUAUUGGUGUGGUGGAAUGCCUCAUGUUUAUUUUACAUGAAGCUAUAUGUAUGUAAUUGUUGUAUAUGUUAUGUGUAUAUAUAUAUAUAUUUUUUUUAUUUUAGUUAUUUUUUGUAUAAUAGUGCUGAGCGAGAAAAUCACGAGGUAAAUGAUGAUGAUACCCUAUGGUUAAAAUCAUGACACUAAAACCAUGGUAUUUCAAUACAUUAAAAAGGAGGGAGCGAAAAUCAUAUUACAAGAGACUCAUUGGCUAAAGCAAGAUAUAAAUCGCUUCAUCCCAAAAGAACUUUAAUAUUAUAUAUUUGUUCUUCAUUAGAGGGAAAAAAAAGAAAUGUGGGGUCACCUUUCUAGUUACAAAUGAUUUAGAUAUUCAAGUUACUUAUCAAGAUAUAGCUAAAGAUGGAAGGUAUGUUGUAAUAAUAUGUAAAAUUCAAAAUGAAGAAUUUACUAUCGCCAAUAUUUAUGAACCAAAUGUCAAUCCCGCCUCCUUUAUACAAAAAGUGCUGAUUAAAUUAGAUAAAAUUAAAAAAGCAAGGUGAUUAUAGGGGGAGAUUUCAAUUGCAUUAUAGAUGGAAUGUUAGAUAGAAACUCAUUAGCAGGGGUUAUCCAAGAUAAAAAUGGUAAGAAAAUGUCAAAUCAAUUAUCAUGUUUAAUUCAUAAAUAUGGAUUACUGGAUCUAUUGAGGAUUAAUCACCCCCUAGAAAAAGAUUAUACCUGCUUUUUCUAAAGCCCAUUGCACAUAUUCCAGAUUAGAUUUGUUUUUAGGGUCUGUAGAGAUCUCAUACAGGAUAAAGAAGGUUCUUAUUCAGGAAGUUACCUGGUCAGACCAUAAUCCCCUUAUAUUAGAUUUUGCUAUAAUUUCAGAUAAAAUAAGGAAUAAUUGGAGAUUAAAUGAACGCUCAAGAACGCUCAAGAUAUUGAAAGCAUAAAAGAUUUAACUAAUUGCUUUUUUGAAGAUAAAAACAAAGGUACUUCAGAUGCAGUAGUUUGGUGUACAUACAAGGCAGUUUUGAGAGGACGUCUUAUUACAAUGGGCUCAAUUAAAAAAAAAUAAAAAAAAAAUAUGGCAGCCCCGCUGUUAGAAUUAUAUAUUUCUCUUUAUGAUUUAACAAAAUCUAACAAAAUCCCUCUAUACAAUUAAGUGAAAAAAAUAACAAAGAAUAAAAUUAAUGAAAUAUUAUUAUUUCAACAAACAUCAAAAAAAUUGGAAUACUUAAAAAUAAAAUGGCAUUAUAGAGGCAAUAGGGCAAAUAAAUCGCUUACAAAGUUAAAGAUAAAAAAAUGAAUAUGCUAAUACAAAAAAAUUAUUACUGAGGAAGGGUUACAAUUAACUCCAGAAAAAUUAGUUAAAGCAUUCAAUACCUUUUAUCAACAUUUAUAUAACUUGCCCAAUCAAGCAAAUAACCCAGAAAUAUAUUUUCUAAAUAAAAGGUUGAAUAAACAUUCCCUUGAACAACUGAAACUUAUUAAUGGUCCUUUCUCGGAAAUAGAGAUCAGGAAGGCAAUAGAUUCAUUAAAGAACAAAACCCCUGGUCCGUAUGGGUAUUCUAACUUAUUUUAUCAACAGUUUAAGGAAGUCUUAGUAUUACAUCUUAAAGAUUUUUUUAACAAUAUAGUUAAGGGAAAAGACAUAUCUACAGAAAUCUUAUAUGUAAGCAUUAUCCCUAUGCAAAAACCAGAUAAACCUAUGAAAUUGCUGUGAUUCCUUUCAAGGACAUCAAUGGAGUCAAAACCUUCCUUAAAAUCCUGUUCUUCAUACCUCCCUGAUGGUUGAUGUAAGCCAUCGCUGAUGUAUUGUCUAUCCUUACUUUCACCCAGUUUGGCUUUAGAAAAGGAAAAUGGAGUAGGGCUUGGAAUACUGCUUGUAGCUCCUUGACAUUUGAAGAUUGAUGAAAAAGUUGAUUCUUCCAUAAACCUUGGACAUGAUGCAGAUUCUGAGGUGCUCCUCAACCUGAUUGACAAGCAUCUGUGGUCAAGGUGACCCAAGGAAUAUUGCUCAGAGGAAACCCUUGCUACAACUUCUGAUCAAUCAGCCACCAUGAUAGCUCCCUUUUGAUCCUUGAUGUCAGUAAAAUCCUUUGAUUCAGGUCUUUGUAAAUUGGGAUAGGAAUCCAUUGAGCCCACCUUGUAAGGCCUAUUGUAGAGGAAAAACUUCCCAGAAGGCUCAUAAACUCUCUUGCCGGAAUAGAGUUGUGAGAAGAUGAAGAAAUUUUCGACUAAAUACGAUGACCUCUGUCUGAGGACAGGGUAACGUGCCUUUAUCGAGUCGAAUCUCGUACCCAAGUACCCCAUUAUCUGUGAUGGAUACAGCUGGCUCUUCCUCAGAGACUGCAGUGCCGCACAAACUUCUGAUGUGGCGGAGCAUUUGGAAUAUGAAAAUAAGCAUCCCAAAGUUCUAUGGAAAUCAACCAGUCUUCUGGAGAGAUGGUUCUGAUAAUGGAACUUAAUGAUUCAAUUUUUUAUUUAUUUUUUUUUUUUACACACAGCUCUACGUUCAGCUCGUGAAGAUCUAAUAUCGGUCUCCAUUCCCCUGAUGCCUCUUGGAGUAAGAAAAAGUCUUGGGUAAACUCCCAAUCCUCUUUCUUUUAUGGGAACUGGACAAAUUACUCCUUCUGUUGACAGGGAAGUUAUAAUGGAAUGAAUGGCUGAUGCAUUUUCCGGUUCUUGUGGUAUCUUUGUAGCCACAAAUCGAGAGUGAGGAAUGGUGGAGAAUUCCAAAAAGUAACUGUUCUUUAUGAUCUUUAGAACCCAUUUGUCAUGAACUGUCGGAGCACAGACCUCUAAGAAGUUUAGAAGUCUUGUUCCCACUCCCAAGGACUAGACUAGCAUCCCAUCAGAAUUGCUUUGAUUGUCUGGCACUGCCAUCUAGACCUGAAGGUUUUUUGGAGGAAGAAUGCCCUCUUUUCCAUGAUUGGAAUCUGGAAAAAACUCUACCAAGCUUGUAGCAUCUGUUACUUAUCCCGAAAGGAACGUCUGUCCUGUGGAAAAGAUCUCUUUGGUCGUCUGUCUUGAGGAAGAAAAGCUUUACACACUUCCACUGCUCUUUUGAUACAUUCGUCCAGGUAACUGGCUAGUAUUUCAUCACAGGCCACAGGUAAUGGGAAAGCAAAGGAAACCCCAGACUUAUACUGCAGGUAGGUGUACCCUUAUGCGGGAAUUAUAACCCCAAUGGGUCUGGCACAUCCAGCUGCUACCUAUAGGGUCACUGCAGCAUUUUUCCCCGGUCGCUAAGGAGAAUCAUCCAGGGGGUUGCCCUUGGUGAGGCACCGUGUCCUGAGGCUUCCAUGGGGAGAGAGGCUGAACUCGGUACAAUUAGACCUGAGUAAGCCACAAAAUAAAGCAGGAGGUGAAACAUACUAUGUCCUUGAGAAGUGGACAGGAAAAAAGUCUGGGGGGACAGGGGAGGGAGUCUCUUUUAUGAGGUGUUUCCUGUCCAGUUGAGGAGUGGGAGGAGCUAUACCUAUCUGUAGUGCUGCCAUGUACAUAUCCAGGAAAUAAUGUAUGGGGGAUAAAAUACAGCUCCCUGGGUAUAAUGUAUGGGAUAUAUAUUAAUAUAUAUAUUACAGCCCGCUGGGUAUAUACUGUGUGUAUAAUUUGUGCAAGAUCAGUACACAGCCCCAUGUAUACAUAUAACCUAAAACAUGUUGCAUUAGAAACGACAACUUGUGUAAGGAAAGGAACUGUUAUUCUGCAUUGAAUAGAUAUAGAUUUUGUUUAAAAGAAACAUACUUGAAUAUGUUUCCACAUUUUUGGCUCACUUUGAUGUAACUCAAACUAAUGAAAAUUUUAUUUCAAUCCCUAAAGGGCUGCAACAAUUAUUUCAAAAUCGGUACAGAGAAUAAAGACCAGAACUGGUUUUUUUUGUACAUUUCACUGAUAUGGAAACGGUUAACCAAGACAGAAAUAAGGUAACUGGGGACAUCUUGGAUAUCACCCUGGAGAUCAUCUACCUGCUAACUGGAGAGGUGAGAGAUUUUGAAAAGAGAAAAUACAUGUAAAAAAAAAACAAAAAAAACUGCUGUAGUACAUGUCUAUACGAAGUUAUUUAUUCAGUCUAGUAGAGCAAGAUAGAUGGGGAGAUAUCAGAGAAAACCAGCAGUAAAUCGGAUUCAUAUUUUGGAGGGAAGACCUAAAAUGGUAAUAAGUAACCGGGGGACAAUACAGUAAAAGGUAUACUGUGAUAACAGCCUGUGUUUGUUUACAAACGUAGGAUUACAUUGUCGUGAAGAAACCUGGUGAGCCUUUACUACAAAGCAUUAGACCACUUGUGUUAGAAGGAUCUUGUAGGAGCCAGAGUCCUCACUCACUGAAACACGAGAAAAACAAUGAGAAGAUCCUGGAACUGACCAAUAAGAUCAUCCACCUGCUGACCGGAGAGGUGAGGCUGCUGAGAAUGGGACAUUAAAUAAUUAAAAACAAAGGGAUGUUUCUGGAUGGUGACUUUGUUAUUGUGUGUCUCAGGUUCCUAGGUAUGAAGAUGCCACUGUCUGUUUCUCCAAGAAGGAGUGGGGGUGUUUAGAUGGACACCAGAUUCAAAACAAGGAUGUGUCGAUGGAUAAUUACCAGCCUCUCCAGUCAAUGGGUAAGGAAAAGUUCAAUUGUUUCUGUGUUUGACUUCCAUGAUUGGUCAGAGAAGCUUUUGCUGGAUUGUCUACUUUUUACAUUGAAAUUCUAGGAUAUUCAGCAUGACUCUGAAAGGGUAAUACAUUGGAGCUAUGUUUGAGGAGGUUAAUUGCAAUCUCUUUGAGUGAUUUGAUUUUAUUAUAGAAUAGCAAUUACUUUUCUGAAGGAGAGCUGGCUAUAGUUCAAACACGUCUCAUGUAAUUUCACUAGGCCACUAUGAUAAGUUAUUUACGACUGGGGACAAUGAGGUCAAGUAUUGGAUGGGCAAAAGAGCGAAAGGUACUGUUGAGUUGUAGUAUGCUGAAAUUGGCUGUGCCAAUGAGUCUAAAUGAAGACUCGGCUGAGUCAACUAUUUUACUGAUAGACGAAGAAAAAAAGGAUUGUAAUUAAAGACAAACUCAAAGCACCAUAACCAGUACAGUUCGCUGUAGUAGUUUUGGUGCCAAAAAUUCUCUGGCUCCCCAGUGUAUGCAGUCAAACUGUUUGUUUUUAAGAAAAGGUUUGACUUUGUACCUGAUGUCUGCUGGGCUACUCUCCCUGCCUCCUCACAGCUUGGUAUUGGCUCUCCUGAGCUAAACCCUGCUCUGCAGGGCCACCUCAUUGGCUGAGAAGUCUUUCAGUAAAGAGAGUUUCUGGCUGUGAGAAAGCAAGGAGAGGCACUCGAAUGACCCCAGGUAAGAAGUCAAACUGUUAGAAACGGACACUUCUAGACUCCUAGGUACUGCAUUGUGAUCUAUAAAUUCUAAUACUUGGAGUGUUCUAUUUGUUUUGGUGUGUUCAUUUUUUUUUCAUACUUUGUGAACAUCAUUGUCAUAAUAUGGUUUAAAAGACACAUAAGGGGGUAAUUUUUUAUUUUUAUGCUUAUCUUUGUCAAGCAUUAUUAUUUUUUCUGCAUAAUAAAUAUAUUCACGUUGAAAUGGGAGAGAUAGUGCUGUAACGGAGUCUAGUGGUGCGCAACCCUCACCUGGUGUUUAUUUUAUUAGUGGGAUUUCCAUGCCAUCCUAAAUGCUUUUAAAGCCCAGUAUUUUCAGAUGUCAGGGCGUGAAGGGGUUACAAUAACAUGUCUUCCUGACUUGUUUCAAAGCUGUUGUAUACAGCAGACACAUACUCCAAGGAAUCCAUGUGUAAAGUGGAAGGAAGCAAAAAUGUGGUUCUUUGUUGAGCUCAUUUGCCUAUGCCUACCCAGAAUCCCUUGCAAUAGUGAGAGCACUGUUAAAGUGAGACUUCUGUGGGGAAAACACAGUCUUAUGCCUUGACUGGUGUGUGUAUUUGUGUUUAGCAGUGUAUUAACUCUCGAUUUUUAUUUUAUUUUUUAUAGGUGACUCUGUGGACAAAUAUACAGAUAAUGGGUAUCACAAUGCAUUUUCUGUAGAAAACUGUCUCACUGAGGGAAAGGUUAAAAUGAAAACCAAAAGGAAAUGUGAGCCCUUCAAGCAUAUGAAAUCUGUUAAAGAUAGAGAAGGUGAAUCUGCCUUCACAGCUGAAAGUUCCUCAGACAGUGAUAUUAAUACACAGACUGAACAUUUGUCUGCUGAUGUUAAGUCGGAAUCGGCUUCAUGUGAAGAAAGAACUCUCACAAACAUUGAUACAACAACAAAACAAAUCAAUACAGGAACGACAUCUAGCCAUAGAAAGGUAGAAUCAACCACACCUGAAGAAGGAAAUCUCAAUGACCCCAAUAUAGAUACGUCUUCUUCUCUUGUGAAGGCGGAAACCAUUUCACAGGAAAAGGAAAAGCUUUUAGACACUGACAUUAAUACACGCACAGAACAUACACAGACCGAAUAUUUAUCUAUUCAUAUUAAGGAGGAAUCAUUCUCAAGUGAUGAAGGAAAUCUUAUACACUCCGAUCAGUCAGAGAUAGAAUAUAAAACUGUUCUUAUUAAGGAGGAAUCUGACUCCUAUGAAGAAAUAAAUCUGACAGACACUGACAUUUAUUCACCCUCCAAACACACACAGGAUGCAGAUACAUACGCUCAGAUUUCUGAGAACUUAGAUUGUAAUACUCUUUGGAAUUCAACUAAUUCAGAUAAGACUUUGCUUAAUUCUGGAAAAUAUUGUACGGCUACCUCAAGUAGAGCUUCACAACAAAAACAUCACACAGGGGAGAAACAAUUUUCUUGUCCUGAAUGUUUAAAGUGUUUUACAACCAACUCAAGUCUGAUAGCACAUCAAAGGAUUCACACAGGAGAGAAAAGAUUUUCUUGUUCUGAAUGUGGAAAAUAUUUUACUGCCAAGUCAAGUCUUCGUGCACAUGAAAGGAUUCACACAGGAGAAAAAAGGUUCUGUUGUACAGUGUGUGGGAAACGUUUUACAGCUAGCUCAUGUCUUAUUGCACAUAAGAGGAUUCACACAGGAGAGAAACCAUAUGCUUGUUCUAUAUGUGGGAGAUGUUUUACAACUAAUUCAAGUCUUUUUACACAUCAAAGGACACACACAGGAGAGAAACCAUUUUCUUGUUCUGUAUGUGGUAAAUGCUUUACAACCAACUCAGGCCUUAUUACACAUCGCAGAAGUCAUACAGGAGAGAAACCAUUUUCUUGUGCUGAAUGUGGAAAAUGUUUUUCGAAAACCUCUAAUCUCAUUGCACACAAAAGGCUUCACACAGGAGAGAAACCAUUUUCUUGUGCUGAAUGUGGGAAAUCUUUUAUAAGCAAGGCCUACCUUAUUAUACAUGAGAAGAUCCACAUGAGAGAAAAACCGUUUUGUUGUACAACAUGUGGGAGAAGUUUCAGCCAGAAGUCAGCUCUUUAUAGACAUCAGAGGAUCCAUGCAAAUGAUAAUUAUCUUCCUCACAGUGAAAAAACUACUUAAGAGAUUAGAAUUUUACAGAUUCCAUUUCACCCACUUGCAAAAAGAAAAAAAAUGUCAGACAAAAAUGUUUCUAGACAAGUUAAUGAAUGUGCAUGCUUCCAUUUUGCACUUUUAUGUACCAAAAUAAAUUGAGAAACCUGUUAUCCCUUUAUUUGUUGGAUAUUUACAGAAUGUGGAGAUGUAGAUGAAUGCAUAUUGGAUAUUUGUCUGGUAUCAUUGAUUCUGUAUAUGAAAUCCUAGGCAGUGCAUUAGCUAAAAAAAAAGUGAAAUUAUUAAAUUGUCUAAAAACGUACAUGUUUGCAUUUUAUCAAACUACCUCUUUAAAACUUGUCCACAAUUACAACCCUUUACAGAUCUGUACAGGUAGAGAAAUCCAUAUUGGAGUGCAUUAUCUUUUAUCCUGUUUAAAAAUAAAAUGCAAGGAAAUGUGUGUGUCAUAGAAACGUAAACUUUUCAAAUACAUCCUUAUUUUGUUAAAAAAAAAAAAAAUGGAGCUAAGGCGCAUAUAAAGUUCCUGGGCUGUCUGUUUUUCAGACGUGUACACUUUUGUGUGAGGUGAGAAUGGAUUUUCAAUUACUGUUACAGUUGUAGUCCUCAUACACCAAAUUACAAAAAGCAUACGUUAUUGAAACAUUCUAUUUUCAUAUUUGUCUUUUAAUUACAAAAAGUGUGGAACAAAUUCAUCUAAGAAGUAUUGAUGGCA
Messenger RNA from Pelobates cultripes (western spadefoot toad), 14884 nucleotides. The record is from the annotation of a GenBank genome assembly. NCBI's taxonomy places the organism in Eukaryota, Metazoa, Chordata, Amphibia, Anura, Pelobatidae.